AUGCCCCCGGAGAUCCCAGCUGCUCCUCUCCCAGAGUCACGAGGCCAGGGUCUCCCUCAUCCUAAAACCACCAGCUGGGGCCAGGAGGCAUCCACACCAGCCAGCUGCCCGAGACUCACCGAGGGCUUCGCAAGUAGGAUUCUCGAGGACAGGCCCAUUCCAGCGGUGGGGUGUGGUUUUGGAGUGAGGAUGGCGCGUCUGGCGUGUCUGCUGUGGCUCAGCUCUCUGUGUCUGAGCUGCUCUGUUGGUGGAGAAGUGUGCGUGUCAGGCCAUGACAGCGGGCCUGUGUUCGAGGAGCAGCCCUCCAGCGUGGUCUUCCCCGAGGGCCUUACAGAGGAGAAGGUCACCUUAGCCUGUCAGGCCAGAGCCAGCCCUGCUGCCACGUACAGGUGGAGGGUAAAUGGGACAGAAGUGCCAGUGGAGGAGGACCCACGAUACACCCUGAUGGCGGGGAAUUUGGUCAUCACUGGCCCCCAGCAAGGCCGGGACGGCGGGUCCUACCAGUGCAUCGCCAUCAACCGCUGCGGCACCAUCAUCAGCCGGGCUGCCAACCUCAAGUUUGGCUACCUCCACGACUUCCCCCCAGAUGACAGGAGCCCGCAGACUGUGUAUGAAGGAGCAGGAGCCACUCUACACUGCCAGCCCCCUUCCCACUACCCAGCUCUGUCCUAUCGUUGGUUCGUCAAAGAGUUCCCCUACUUUGUCCAGUCGGACGGGGGCCGGUGGUUCGUUUCCCAGGUGACCGGGAACCUAUACCUGGCUAAGGCGGAGACUGAAGACUCAGGCAACUACCACUGCUUCACCACCAACAGCAUGGACAUCAACACCAAGAGUGUCUUCAGCAGGGCUAACCAGCUCAUAGUGCAGCCUGAAGCUAACCCCAGGAAGUCUGCUCCAAACAUCAAAGUGCGCUUUCCCUCCGAGACCUAUGCAUUGGCUGGACAGACAACACAACUGGAGUGUUUUGCAUACGGCAAUCCUGUGCCAAAGCUGCACUGGAGGAAGGUGGACGGCAGUCUUCCCUCCAAGGAAUUGGCCAGCGCCGAUGGGCCCAUCCUCACCAUACCGGACCUGAGCUUCGAGGACGAGGGGGUGUAUGAGUGUGAGGCCCAAAACUCAGAGGGCCGGGACACCCACCAGGGCCGCAUCACCGUACAAGCCCAGCCGGAGUGGCUGCAGGUGAUGAGCGACUCGGAGGUGGAGAUCAGCUCGCAGCUCCGGUGGAGCUGUGUGGCUGCAGGGAAGCCCAGGCCGUCUAUUCGCUGGCUGCGCAACGGCCGGCCCCUCAGCACUCAGGAUCGAGUCGAGGUCAACGGAGGCCAGCUGAAGAUCAGCAACCUGACCCUGGAGGAUGCUGGGAUGUACCAGUGCGUGGCAGAGAAUAAGCACGGCACCAUCUACUCCAAUGCAGAGCUGAGGGUGCAAGUUCAGGCUCCGGAUUUUCGCCUGAGCCCCGUGCGGAGACUCGUCCCGGCAGCACGGGGGGGCCAGGUGAUGAUGGAGUGCAGGCCGCGAGCCGCCCCUAAAGCCACUCUCUUUUGGAGCCGCGGGACAGAGCUGCUGACCAACAACAGCAGAGUGACAGUCACACCAGACGGGAACCUCUGGAUCACCAACAUCAGCCGGGCGGACGAAGGGAAGUACACGUGCUUUGCAGAAAAUUACCUGGGCAAAGCCAACAGCACAGGAUACCUCUCUGUCCGAGAUGCCACUAAGAUCACACUGGCACCCUCCAAUGCUGAUAUCAACCAGGGGGAGAAUGUCACCUUGCAGUGCCAUGCAUCACACGAUCCCACCAUGGACCUGACCUUCACAUGGUCUCUAAAUGGAGUCCUGUUGGACCUAGAGGAAGCCAGUGGACACUACCAUCGCACGGAGGGUAAAGAGACCAUUGGUGAUCUGGUGAUUGUGAAUGGCCAGCUAGGACAUGCUGGAACAUAUGUGUGCACAGCCCAGACUGUGGUGGACAGUGCCUCUGCUUCAGCCAAGCUAGUGGUCAGAGGUCCUCCAGGACCACCAGGGGGCGUAGUUGUUAAGGAUGUGAAUGAGACAGCAGUGGAGCUGCGGUGGAGUCGAGGCUAUGAUAAUCAUAGUCCCAUCGGGAAGUACAUCAUUAAGGGAAGGUCACCAUUGGAUCAGGGCUGGAAGCAGAUGCGAUCAGACCCACACAAUAUCGAGGGGAACGCCGAGUCGGCCCGUGUGAUUGGUCUCAUUCCCUGGAUGGACUAUGAAUUCCAGGUCAUUGCCAGCAACAUUCUGGGCAGUGGAGAGCCCAGCAUGGCCUCACAGACUGUCCGCACACGGCAAGCAGUUCCUACAGUGGCCCCCAAUGGACUUGGGGGAGGAGGAGGAGACCGGCACGAGCUCAUUAUCACCUGGACGCCCAUGGCUAGGGAAUACCAGAAUGGGAAUGGGUUUGGCUACAUCUUGGCCUUCCGCCAGCGCAAUGCCCCCACCUGGACGGAAGUGAAGGUGCCCAACGUGGAGUCUUCACGCUUCGUCUACCGCAACCAGAGCCUGUCGCCGUACUGCCCCUUCGAGGUCAAGAUCAAAGCCUACAACAGCAAGGGGGAGGGGCCCUUCAGCCAGAUAGCACUGGUGCAUUCGGCAGAGGAAGAACCAACCGUCUCCCCCCGGAAGAUCAACGCCACCGCCCUGUCGGCCUUCGAGAUACUGGUGUCCUGGGACCCCGUGCAGCAUCUGACCACCAACGGGGUCCUGCGUGGCUAUGAGAUCCGCUACUGGCGUCACCACGAGAAGGAGGCGGCGGCAGACCGCGUGAGGACAGCGGGAUUGGAGACGACGGCGCGGGUCACCGGCCUGAGACCCAGCACGCUGUACCACGUCACCGUCCUGGCCUACAACAGCGCUGGCACGGGCCCCCCCUCCCCCCGCACAACUGUCACCACCAAGAAACCCCCUCCAAACCGCCCCCCGGGAAAUGUCUCCUGGAAGACUGAUGGAUCAUGGGUAACGGUGAUGUGGGAUCACGUCAAAGCUCUGAAGAAUGAGUCGGCUGUGCUGGGGUACAAGGUCCUGUACAAACACGAGGGUCAGUCAGCCCUGAAGGUUCUGGAGAAGGGCAAAACCUCCAUCAGCCUGCCUCUGCCCAAGGACAACAGUUACGUGGUGCUGGAGAUCCGUUCCUGGGGGGAGGGCGGUGACGGGGCCGCUCACGAGACCAUCGUGUCCCGGGAUUCAGGGACUGGAAUGAUGGUGCAGAACACAGCUGUGUUUCUCCAGUCCUGUGACUGUCCUGUCCUCCUUACUGCUGCGGCAUUGUUCACUCUCAUUGGCUUACUGGAGCUCUGA
This is a messenger RNA of Megalops cyprinoides (Indo-Pacific tarpon), 3312 nucleotides long. It is a transcript of the gene cntn2, whose product is annotated as contactin 2. Gene Ontology annotation, biological process: cell-cell adhesion; brain development. The transcript has 24 exons. The record is from RefSeq and is a predicted model, not a curated record. Lineage: Eukaryota; Metazoa; Chordata; Actinopteri; Elopiformes; Megalopidae. The coding region runs from base 1 to 3312 and encodes 1103 amino acids. Gene Ontology annotation, molecular function: cell-cell adhesion mediator activity.